CAUGCCCAUUAUUGAGCCGGUCAAAGCUUUUUUGAGCCGGAGGGCAGGAACUUACAAUCUGGGACUUUGUCUAGACACCUCCGGUCUCCUAUAAGAUAGACCUCCGCUCCGUUCCCUCUCCCAUCCAAUCAGUUUCCAAGGUAAACCAAGCGGAGAGACCAAGGUAGACGACGAUGGCGGUGUUGGUGGAGCUGACCAAGGAGUACGGCUACGUGGUGCUCACCGUGGUCGCCUACGCCUUCCUCAACUUCUGGAUGAGCUUCCAGGUCGGCGCCGCUCGCAAGAAGUACAAGGUGUUCUACCCCACCAUGUACGCCAUCGAGUCGGAGAACAAGGAUGCCAAGCCCUUCAACUGCGUCCAGAGGGGGCACCAGAACUCGAUUGAGAUGAUGCCGCUCUUCUUCGCCACGCUACUGCUCGGUGGCCUGCAGCACCCGGUCAUCGCCGCCGUGCUGGGGCUCCUCUACACCGUCGCCAGAUUCUUCUACUUCAAGGGCUACGCCACCGGCGUCCGGGAAAGCCGCCACAAGCUUGGGAGUCUCAACUACCCGGCGAUAUUCGGACUGAUCAUCUGCACGGCGUCGUUCGGCAUCAACCUUGUAAUCAGGGAGGCGAUCUAAGGUUCCGGACUGAUGUGCUUGACUUGAUAGGCGUUGUGACUCGAGUCAUUUAGACGUGGUGGUGUCUUUUAUAGUGUCCAAAAAUGUGUGUGCGUCUGUUUUACUCUUCGGAGAAUAAGCAUGGAUGGAGACGGUUUGUAACAUCGAGGUUUUAGGUUUUGCAGUACAACUUUUGAUUCGGUUUCGUAAA
Messenger RNA from Triticum aestivum (bread wheat), 810 nucleotides. Its product is annotated as microsomal glutathione S-transferase 3. Gene Ontology annotation, molecular function: glutathione peroxidase activity; glutathione transferase activity. The transcript has 4 exons. The record is from RefSeq and is a predicted model, not a curated record. The coding region runs from base 174 to 620 and encodes 148 amino acids. NCBI's taxonomy places the organism in Eukaryota, Viridiplantae, Streptophyta, Magnoliopsida, Poales, Poaceae. Gene Ontology annotation, cellular component: membrane; endoplasmic reticulum; nuclear envelope.